Lycium barbarum (goji berry) is the source of this 1242-nucleotide messenger RNA. RefSeq lists its product as uncharacterized. The transcript is spliced from 3 exons. The coding region runs from base 1 to 1242 and encodes 413 amino acids. The record is from RefSeq and is a predicted model, not a curated record. Lineage: Eukaryota; Viridiplantae; Streptophyta; Magnoliopsida; Solanales; Solanaceae.
AUGGAGUCCUUAAGUCGAAUUGGGAGUGGGUUGGGUGUUCCAUUGUCCGCAGAUGCUUGUACCUCCAAUUUUGACAGGAUUUCAUAUGCUCGAGUAUUGGUGAAAAUGGAUGUUACAAAGAAGCUGGUGCGGGAACUUAAAAUUAAGGAUCCAAGUGGGAGAGUGAUGAAACAGGAAGUAACAUAUGAUUGGGUGCUGGAGUAUUGUCACACUUGCUUGAAGGUUGGGCAUAAUUGUCCACUAAAACAACCUAAACAGACUGCCCCACCACCUAAAGGGAGGCAGUUCAAGCACCAAGAGUGGAAGCAUAGGCCUGGGAAAGAGAUGGCUAUUGAUAACCUAACGAAGGAUGCACCAAAGUUGCUAAGUAGCAUAUUGGCACUAGCAAGCAGGCACAUCAGAGGCCUGAAUAAGGCCUACAAGCAAAAUGAAUUGAAGAAUUUUAUUAGAGGUAAUAAAGUUGCUCUUAUUGCAGUAAUUGAGCAUAGAGUUAAACAGCACAAUGCUGAGAGAACUAUUAGGGAAAUCACCCAAAGCUGGGGUUGGUGCCACAAUUAUGAUAGUAGUAAUAAGGAGAGGAUCUGGGUCCUCUGGGAUCCAGGACUUGUUAAUUUUGUUGAAAUUAGUAAGACAGCACAGUUUAUACAUGGUAUAGUUCAAAUAAACACUAUGAGAAUGGAGUUUAGCUUCACAGCUAUCUAUGGUUUACGUACUAUUGCUGACAGGAAGGUUUUAUGGGCUGAUUUGAGGAAUAUUGCAGCUCAACAACAGGGCCCUUGGUUAGCCAUGAGAGAUUAUAAUACUAUCCUGUCUGAGAAAGAUGGAGAGCUUGGGAAUCCUGUUCAGGAGGUGGAAAUUAGAGAUUUUGGAGAUUUUUUGUUGGACACUGGUAUGACAGAGAUGAGGACAGUGGGAAGAAGUUUUACUUGGACCAAUGGGCACACCUUCAGCAGAAUUGAUAGAGCAAUCAUUAAUGCAGAUUGGGCCAUGAGAUACUGUCACCUAGAAGCUACUUUCAUGGAUCAUGGAUUCUCGGAUCAUUCUCCCCUAGCUAUCAAGCUGGAGGAACAAAGAGAUGGGGGGCUCAAGACCAUUCAGAAACAGGUCAGGGGAAGUGCAAUGGAAAGGGUUUGGUGUAAGCUGAAGUUUAUUAAAGGGAAAAUGAAGCAACUGAAUAGAACAGAGUAUGGUGGGGUGGCAGAGAAGAUUCAGAACUUGAGACAACAAAUAUCUGAGCUUUAG